Rhodotorula graminis WP1 is the source of this 1266-nucleotide messenger RNA. RefSeq lists its product as uncharacterized. Gene Ontology annotation, molecular function: cyclin-dependent protein serine/threonine kinase activity; ATP binding. Lineage: Eukaryota; Fungi; Basidiomycota; Microbotryomycetes; Sporidiobolales; Sporidiobolaceae. The transcript is spliced from 8 exons. The annotation marks the transcript as partial. Gene Ontology annotation, cellular component: nucleus. The record is from RefSeq and is a predicted model, not a curated record. Gene Ontology annotation, biological process: protein phosphorylation.
AUGCAGCGGGCGUAUGCUGCAGCGGCGACCAACGGCGCAGCGGUCCCUCCUCCCAACCCGGCCGCCUACUCGCACCAGCCAGGACCGCCGCCUCCUCCUCCCGGCGCUCCUCCUCCUCCACCACCCCCACCUCCUGCACUUGCGCCGCCCCACAGCGACCCUGCGCGCGCCCCGCUCCACCCAGCCGUCGACCCGGCCGUCUCGUCGCGCCCCGGCUCGCAGUCGAGCACCUCUCGCACGCCCGCCGACCCGAGCUCCGGGCCCGCCGCCGGCACGCCAGCCCUGCGCUCGCCUCGCGCCCUCGCCGCUGCCGCCGUGCCCGUCGAGCCCGCUGCGCCGCCUCGCGUCCGCACCCGGCUCGGCGGCUUGCGCGCCGACCCGUGGGUGCGCGCGCCGUCGCCCUCGCUCGACGAGCUCGCCGCCGCGGCUCGCGCCGUGCAUCCUCCCGUGCCGGUGCGCGACGCGAGGUCGUACGUCGGGUGCUCGGACAUUGCCGAGUACGAGAAGCAGGGCAAGCUCGGCGAGGGGACGUUCGGCGUCGUGUGGAAGGGCCGAGGACUGCGUGUGCGGCAUGGCGACGUCGUGGCGCUCAAGCAGAUCAUCUUCCAUAACGAGGGCGAUGGUAUGCCCAUCACGUCGAUCCGCGAGAUCCGCCUGCUCAAGAUGCUCGACCACCCCAACGUCGUCCCGGUCGUCGACAUGGCGUACGAGCCCGCCGACCCGACGGCGUUCGUCAAGGCGGCGACCUACAUGGUCUUCCCGUACAUGGACCACGACCUCGCCGGCCUGCUCGAGAACAGCUCGGUGCGCCUCGAGGAGCCGCACAUCAAGCAGUACGCCAAGCAGCUGCUCGAGGGCACGGCCUACCUGCAUCGUAACCUCAUCCUGCAUCGCGACAUGAAGGCGGCCAACCUGCUCAUCAACAACGACGGGCGCCUGAUGAUCGCCGACUUUGGCCUCGCCCGCAGCAUCGACAGGCCCGGCACACUCUCACUGACUCGGCGACGACGCACACGCACGCAGAUGUACACGAGCACGGUCGUCACGAGGUGGUACCGGCCGCCCGAGCUCCUCCUCGGCGAGCGCCGGUACCACACGGCCAUCGACAUGUGGGGCGUCGGCUGUGUCCUCGGCGAGAUGUACCACCGCAAGCCGAUCUUCCCCGGCGAGUCGGACUUUGACCAGGCCUUCAAGAUCUUCUCGUACUGCGGCAUGCCAACGGCUGAGAGCAUGCCUGGGUGGAGCAAGCUGCCCGGCGUCGAGGGC